Rhincodon typus (whale shark) is the source of this 5867-nucleotide messenger RNA. RefSeq names its product syntaxin binding protein 5a (tomosyn) (gene stxbp5a). The transcript has 26 exons. Bases 27 to 3260 code for a protein of 1077 amino acids. Gene Ontology annotation, molecular function: syntaxin binding; GTPase activator activity; myosin II binding. The record is from RefSeq and is a predicted model, not a curated record. Gene Ontology annotation, biological process: regulation of protein secretion; regulation of exocytosis. Gene Ontology annotation, cellular component: plasma membrane; cytoplasm; SNARE complex. NCBI's taxonomy places the organism in Eukaryota, Metazoa, Chordata, Chondrichthyes, Orectolobiformes, Rhincodontidae.
UCUCUCAAAAUGGUCUGAGCUGCCAGAUGCCUGCCUCUUCAACACUGCUAUUUCCGUAUCAGCAUUUUUGUCGCGGGCCUGCUGCAGUGCUGGCGAGGCUCAAUGCAAGCUGGAGGAACGACACCUCAUCUGUUCAGGGAGCUCUUGUGAGUGCCUUGGCCGAUGAUACCUUGCAUCUCUGGAAUCUACGUCAGAAAAGGCCUGCAAUACUCCAUUCUCUUAAAUUCAACAAAGAAAGGAUAACAUUUUGCCAUCUGCCCUUCCAGAGUAAAUGGUUGUAUGUUGGCACAGAAAGAGGCAAUGUACAUAUUGUCAACGUGGAGUCUUUCACACUCUCAGGCUACGUUAUUAUGUGGAAUAAAGCCAUUGAACUAUCGUCAAAAACUCACCCAGGAUUAAUUGUACACAUCAGUGACAACCCUAUGGAUGAAGGCAAGCUUUUAAUUGGUUUCGAAUCUGGAACUUUGGUAUUGUGGGACCUUAAAUCAAAGAAGGGAGAGUACAGAUACAGCUACGAUGAGGCUAUUCAUUCCGUGGCUUGGCAUCAUGAAGGAAAACAGUUUGUUUGCAGCCAUUCAGAUGGUAGCCUUACUACCUGGAAUGUAAAAUCUCCCAUUAGACCCGCACAAAUUAUUACACCACAUGGGAAGCUGCCAAAAGAUGGGAAGAAAGCAGAGCCUUGCAAACCUAUCCUCAAAGUGGAAUAUAGAACCUGUAAAUCUGGAGAUCCUUUCAUCAUUUUCUCAGGAGGUCUGUCCUAUGAUACUGUAGGCAGAAGACCGUGCUUGACUGUGAUGCAUGGGAAGACCACUGCAGUACUUGAGAUGGACUACCCAAUUGUCGAUUUUCUCACCCUGUGUGAAACGCCAUAUCCUAGCGAUUUUCAGGAGCCGUAUGCGGUCGUUGUCCUUCUGGAAAAGGACUUGGUCGUUGUGGAUCUUGGACAAAACGGUUAUCCUAUAUUUGAGAACCCAUAUCCUUUGGAUAUACACGAAUCACCUGUCACCUGUUGCGAGUAUUUUGCUGACUGCCCUGUGGAUUUAAUUCCUGCACUUUAUUCUGUUGGGGCAAAGCAGAAACGGCAAGGAUACAGUAAAAAGGAAUGGCCCAUCAACGGAGGUAAUUGGGGUUUAGGCACACAGAGCUACCCAGAGAUUAUUAUUACAGGGCAUGCGGAUGGAUCUUUGAAGUUCUGGGAUGCUUCAGCCAUAACAUUGCAAGUUUUGUAUAAAAUGAAAACAUCCAAAGUAUUCGAAAAGUCUCGGAAUAAGGAGGAGAAACCAAACACCGACAUAGUGGAUGAAGACCCUUAUGCCAUUCAGAUAAUUACGUGGUGUCCUGAAAGCAGAAUGCUAUGCGUGGCAGGGGUAUCAGCACAUGUAAUCGUUUACAAAUUCAGCAGACAGGAAGUGACAACAGAGGCUAUUCAGAUGCUCGAAAUACGCUUGCUUUAUGAAAUAAAUGAUCUAGAAUCACCAGAAACCGAUCAAAUACCAUCUUUGGGGGCACCAUGCCAGGGGCCAAACUCUCAGACAGCAAAUUCUCAGUCUCAUCCCUCUACAAGCAGCAGCUCAUCGGAUGGUCUUCGUGAUAACGUGCCCUGCCUAAAAAUUAGAAGUACUCCAUUAAAACAAGGGGCAGGCUAUCAGGCUGAAGUGGUGAUUCAGCUGGUUUGGGUUAAUGGCGAACCUCCGCAGCAAAUAAGCAGCCUGGCAGUGAAUUCAUCAUAUGGACUUUUGGUGUUCGGAAACUGUAACGGCAUUGCAAUGGUUGAUUACAUUCAGAAAACUGUACUACUAAAUCUGGGCACGAUUGAAUUAUAUGGAUCGAAUGAUCCUUAUCAGAGACAACCAAAGUCCCCACGCAAAACACGGCAAACCUCAGGAGGUCUCUGUGAUAUCAAUGAGGGUUCAACAAAUUUAGAUGACCGCUGCAAGUCUCCCACAUCAGGUUCUACCUCUUCUUGCAAUUCAGAAGAUGAACAAAAAUUGCCUAACUUUAUAGAAAGGGUGAAAAUCAAAAGCAGAAAAUUAUCCAAGAUCGUAGUAUCUGAUAUAGCGAAGAUGUCAAGGAAACUAAGCUUGCCAACUGAACUGAAGCCUGACUUGGAUGUGAAAGACAACUCUUUCAGCCGUUCCCGGAGUUCCAGUGUUACCAGCAUUGACAAGGAGUCCCGAGAGGCAAUCACAGCUCUUCACUUCUGUGAGACUUAUACCCGAAAGGCAGACACAUGUACAUCACCAUGUUUGUGGGUUGGGACUACACUUGGCACUGUACUGGUCAUAGUACUGAAUCUGCCACCUGGAGGAGAGCAGAGACUUACUCAACCAGUCAUAGUGUCUCCCAGUGGAACUAUAUUGAGACUGAAAGGUGCAAUUUUGAGAAUAGCGUUUCUGGACACCACCGGAAGCCUCAUCAAUCCAGCACAUGAACCCUGGAGAGAACCAAAUGUGCAAGAAGAGAAGGAUGACAAGGAUAAAUGUAGAAAACUGAGGCCAGUAUCUGUCUCUCCCUCAUCCUCUCAGGAGAUAAAUGAAACCCAAUAUGCAGUGAUAUGUUCAGAAAAACAGGCAAAAGUUAUCUCAUUACCUUCCCAAAACUGUAUUUAUAAACACAAUAUAACUGAAACAUCAUUUGUUCUUCGUGCUGAUAUUGUGGGACUGAAUGGGAGCAUCUGCCUUGCAUGCUUCUGUGCCAAUGGACAUAUCAUGACAUUCAGCUUGCCAAGCCUUAGGCCACUGCUAGAUGUCAAUUAUUUGCCACUAACAGACAUGCGAAUAGCUCGUACUUUCUGUUUCACCAACAAUGGACAGGCUCUAUAUCUGGUUUCCCCUACUGAGAUCCAGCGCAUCACUUACAGUCAAAGCACAUGUGAGAAUUUACAGGAAAUGCUUGGAGAACUAUUCACUCCUGUAGAAACACCAGAAGCUCCAAAUAGAGGAUUCUUUAAAGGCUUGUUUGGUGGUGGUGCACAGUCACUGGACAGAGAAGAACUUUUUGGUGAAUCUGCAGCAGGGAAACCUUCAAGGAGCCUGGCUCAGCAUAUCCCAGGGACUGGUGGAAUUGAAGGUGUCAAAGGAGCAGCUUCUGGUGUUGCGGGUGAGCUGGCACGGGCCAGGAUAGCACUUGAUGAAAGAGGACAGAAACUAAGUGAGUUGGAAGAACGAACAGCAGCCAUGUUAUACAGUGCUGACACUUUCUCUAAACAUGCUCAUGAGAUGAUGUUGAAGUGCAAAGAUAAGAAGUGGUACCAGUUCUGAUUACCUUGGUCCAUGUUACCAACUAUUUAAGCUGGAAGGAGGUUACCACAGACGAUUCUCCCUCUUCAUUUAUUUCUGCAGGACAGGAGGUUCAUUUUGAGUACUGCUGAUUCCUAGCACAACUCAUAAACUUUCCCUCAGUCACAUUGCUUUAAACUGAGGAGGAAACUGAAAACUUGCAACGUGAAGGUGUUUUCUACUGUAACUGUGGGUUGGUGCACAGCGUGGGACCUGAGCAGGGAACAAGGGACACAUGGGGCAGUGCUGGGUUUUCUGUGUUAUUUCACACGCCAAAUGUUUUGUGCUAUUGUCUCUGCCAGUGUUUCACCCAUGGAGCUAUAAAUGUAAUACUGCAUUCACUCCAGAUGCCAACAAAUGCAAAACAAGAGGAUAAAUACGUGUAGCAAAGUAUUAUCAUGAGAGUUUAAACAAUGAUCCAUUGCUGGCCCAAGACAUUAAUUUGCACCUCAUUGAUUUGUGUUCGUUGCUGGUCGGGUGAUACUGGUUUGCAUCUGAUACUGAUUGGAAGAUGCAGGUUUGGAUCCAACUCCCUUUGGAUGAUACUUGUUCCUGUAAUGCUAGUUAGAUAUUGUGUAUGUCCGCUGGUUGGAUGCUGUCAGUUUACAUCUGGUACUAAUCGAAUGAUGUCAGAUUGUGGCUGUGCUGAUUGGGUGAAUACUGGUUUAUGUCUGGCAGUAUUUGGAUGAUGAUUUGUGUCCAACACUGGUUGGUGGAUGUUGAUUGUUUCCACAGGUGAUUGGAUUAUGUCAGUUUGUGUAUAAUGCUGGUUGAAUGAAUAAUAUUUUUGAUCUGAUUUUAUCCUUGAAUGAUAAUUUAGUUAAUAUGGGUUCAUUUCAUGCCAGAUGCUGCCUGUAAUUUUAUUCAUGCAGAAAGUAUUGUAAUUAGAUUUGUUACUUUUGUUAAUAUAAGUUUAUGUAUGUUUCCCCACUUAUUAUAAAUAUUUGUCAAUAAUGCAAAUCCUAUCUAAACUUCAGUAAUGUCCUUUUAUAAAAAAAACGAAAUCACUACGUGAAUUGGGGUUUGAAUCCACAUAACCACAAUACAAAUAAAAUCUUAAUUUUCACUAGUAUUAUGUUGCCAGAUUUUACUCCAGUUUGAAUACUCUAAUAUUUAUUGUAUUAACUCCUACCUUAUUACUACCUAGGUUUUAUUAUAUGAAAUUAUGCCAUUUAGCAGAUUUCAGUCUACAGAAUACUUGGGGUGACCAUGCAAGUAUCUUCACUUGUUCAAGGAACAAAUUCUGGUCGACAAUUAGAACCAAUUUUAUAGCAGAAAUGUGGUUAGAAUCAGGAGGGAGAAAAUGGUAGGUGAAUGUAAUUAGGUGGAAGGAAGAAGUGGUUAGAUCUAACUGAGUGGAUGGCGAAUUAAUGGGACAUUGAAGUUCCUUUAGCAAAACACUUGAGCAAGGAAUACAUGGAUGUCUACAGAAAUCUUACAUAAGAUCAGCUGCCAGCGUGAGCUGGUUUUGAUUGUUGUUCAUAUCUUGCUGUACAUUAUUAAUGUAUUGUAGCAUUAUGCUACAGUACUUGGAAAUCAUAUUUUAGUGCAAUACUUUGGGGAUCCCAUAUUGGAAAUUAAAUGGAAUGAAUGUGAAGUUGGUCACAACUGUGUUUUACCUUUGUAUUUGUACAUGCUGUAGAUUUAUAUAUUCACAUUCCCCAUUUUUGCUCACUUUGCUUUGGUGUGUGACAUCUGCAGUCUUUCCCAUUCAUGAUCAUUGCACAUGUUUUUUUUCUUGGGUCUUGUGUGGGAAAUUGAAGGCUGAGAUUGUGGAGAAACGCUGCUGGCUCCAGUAGAAAUGGCAUUUGGUUAACAAUGAAACCUGAACUUGGAAUGUAAUAGUGUCCCACAGAUGUAUUUUGCCCAGGCAGUAAAACUAUUGCUCUCAAACCUCAGCAACAGCAGUGUCUGAAUCAAAUGCUUUCAAAAUCAUUAUGCUAUUGGAAAUUCAUGAGCAUUUGUUUCAAGAUGAAAUUCUAACCUUCACUCAAUAUGAAAUAUUGAUACCCAUUGUUAUCUUCAGUGCAGAAAUGUUUACCUGUUGUUAACAUUUGUUGCCAAGCUUUUCAUAUUCAGUUUUUUUUUGCAUUUAGAGGUCAUUUUGUUCCUUCUUGUUUACAGUUCUUUUUAAGUUGUUCAAGUGUCUAUUGAAAUCUUAAGCACCUCUUUUCAAGUGGCUGCUACUUGGGUUAACCUCUCUCCCCUAAUUAUGAAGGCACAAAGCUCCUACAAGGGGAGUUGUACAUACACAAGGGUCUUUAUCCUCUUGAUUAGCAUUUCAGGAUUUCUUUAAUGAAACUGAUUUCUUUUCAGCAUAUUUGAAAAUAUAUAAAUAUGAAGUAUGUGUUAAGAAAUAUAUUUCCUUAAACAUGUUUUCAGUGUAGGGUCUGUACUUCAUUUCCCCGAUCUUUUGAUGGAAGUGCACGAAAUUAACUGCUGUUUGUGUGUUACCCGUGAUGUGCAUCAAGUCUGGGUGUUCUGUUAAAUUAAAAGCUAAUGAAGUUGAAUUUGCUGAGUACUUCUGCCAAAUUGUAAUGUUUUUUCUUGAAAAUUGUUUUUCUAAAAAAAAUUAAAAUAUCCAAUCCA